UAUCGCAAUCGUAGUUUGACUGUUUUCAAAAAGUCACCGCUGAACGACUAGCCGCUUGGAUAAAAAUCUAGCCCUUCUAUGAAACCGACGAGGGAAGACUGGCUAUUGUCUGUAGCCCUCUGCAAACAAGGACAAAACAGUCCUACAGCAUCAACCAUGAGUGAAACCGUUUUAUCGGUCUUGUGCGGUCAUGAUUGGCACUGGGAUUCUAGAAACGAGAACAUAAUCACUUUUGGUGAAGACGGCAGUGGGAAGGUGAGGCUCCCAAUCGCAUCAACAAGAUCCGUGGGAUCUUUCACGUUAACUAACUGCGCUACCCCUCACUGCCAGCUUGUUUGCCGGGGUGAGCUUAAUGUCUGGAUCGCUACCGAGUUCGACUGGAAGCUUCUUGCCAUCGGGACGAAUAAGCAGCAGAGCGAUGAAGACAAGCGCUGGUGGCGCAGUGGCCGGAAUGUCGACCACAGAACUGAGACAGUUUUUAUGCUCGAGAUGACUCUAACCAAACGGCGAAUUCCAAGUCUCGGAGAAGCCGACAUGUCCCGGUACACAAUCAACGAGGACAUACUCACCGACGACGCCUUCAAGCCCAAAAGACUGCACAUAACACUAGAAACCGGAACAUUUGGCACGCAGUUCGACGCGAGACAAAAGGAGAAACUGCCGGAAACGCCGAAGUUUAACUACCGGCUGACAUUUGACGUGUCUCCAUACCCCAGUAGAGAUCAGUGGAAAGAUCCAGACGGCGCGCCAGAUGCGAUGAAGUUCUGGGAGUGGACGCAGUUCUGUGGGUGUCAGAUUGGAUAG
Messenger RNA from Colletotrichum destructivum, 804 nucleotides. RefSeq lists its product as uncharacterized. NCBI's taxonomy places the organism in Eukaryota, Fungi, Ascomycota, Sordariomycetes, Glomerellales, Glomerellaceae. Bases 79 to 804 code for a protein of 241 amino acids. The transcript has a single exon. The record is from RefSeq and is a predicted model, not a curated record.